CGUACAGGAGUAGCUCCUCCAGUGGUAUUAAACCUUACUUUGGGAUGGCUGAGGCUUUUCCACAUGGCUAUGAGUCUGCUUCCAGAUAUGAGAGCUCUGUGCAACCAGGGAGUUCUCUGGGUGUUUAUGGUGCUUCCCAUGGUAGUUACAUAAAUGGUUACCUUCAACAAGGAGGUGCUUCUAGCUACAGGCCUGGCUCAAUGAGUUCAUCAAGACUAAGACAACCUCACAAGCAGUCACAUUAUCAAGUAAAAACUGAUGGCGUCUUCCAGUCCAAAGAUGCCAUGUCGGAUUUUGCUCUACCCCAGAAAGGAAACAGGCUUCAGGCAGGUAUUGUUUCAAGUUAUGCAAUUGAGAUGCGUUCUGAGCCCCAGCAGCCAAAUAAUGAUGCAAAGCUCCAGCCACUCCCUGAGCAUCAACAGCCGCACUACAGGGACAGCAAGCCCCGGCCACAACCAGUCCCCCUGCCCCAUCAGCAGCAGCCACGCUAUGAGGACAGCAAGCCCCGGCCACAACCAGUCCCCCUGCCCCAUCAGCAGCAGCCACGCUAUGAGGACAGCAAGCCCCGGCCACAACCAGUCCCCCUGCCCCAUCAGCAGCAGCCACGCUAUGAGGACAGCAAGCCCCGGCCACAACCAGUCCCCCUGCCCCAUCAGCAGCAGCCACGCUAUGAGGCCAGCAAGCUUCCAAGUGCAGGUGUUCUGCAAACUAAAACUGGCAUGUGGGACUUAGCCAUUAACUCUAAUGCUGGGCCAAGAAGCCUUACACCAGGUUACCACUACAGGCAGCCACACCAACUGGUACCCUUCUACAACAGAUAUCAACCUUAGGUAUUUUGGAGGGGAGCUGGCCAUUAUCUCUAAUGCUGGUCCAUGAGAUUUUAGACCCAUUCCAAUGGUAUCAGAAUAUCUGUACAGGUGGCCACACCACCUGGCACCCUUCCACAGUAGAUGUCACUGUUCAGUAAGUCUUUUUCCCUCCUCUUCUUUUGCCUCUUUGAACUCAAAUCU
This is a messenger RNA of Archocentrus centrarchus (flier cichlid), 1010 nucleotides long. RefSeq names its product alpha carbonic anhydrase 8-like. The record is from RefSeq and is a predicted model, not a curated record. The coding region runs from base 45 to 830 and encodes 261 amino acids. The transcript has 2 exons. NCBI's taxonomy places the organism in Eukaryota, Metazoa, Chordata, Actinopteri, Cichliformes, Cichlidae.